Messenger RNA from Agrilus planipennis (emerald ash borer), 2949 nucleotides. RefSeq names its product RNA-binding protein 25. Gene Ontology annotation, biological process: regulation of alternative mRNA splicing, via spliceosome; mRNA processing. Bases 277 to 2784 code for a protein of 835 amino acids. The transcript has 14 exons. Gene Ontology annotation, molecular function: mRNA binding. Gene Ontology annotation, cellular component: spliceosomal complex. NCBI's taxonomy places the organism in Eukaryota, Metazoa, Arthropoda, Insecta, Coleoptera, Buprestidae. The record is from RefSeq and is a predicted model, not a curated record.
GAGAAGUUAAAAAUGUCGGAAGUUCUUGUACUCUUGUUAGCUAAAUUAUCAAAAUCUGAGUUCAAAUCGUAUAUGAAUAGGUUGUAAAUUAAGAAAAUAGCGUGCUUUUAAAUAAUAUCUUCGUUGCCUUAUAAUUAGUUGCAUUAAUAUAGGCUGAAGUUUUGUGAGUUAGUGGAGUGCAGUGUGCCUAUGUUACACAGUGAUAAUGUACUUUUGACAUCUUAAGAAAUAAUUAUAAAUUUUGUGAGAUAAUUUUAUCAUUCUCAAACAGAUACGAUGUCAUACCCACCUCGACCUCCCCUUGGCAUACCAAUGCCCGGUAUGCCUUACAUGCCAAUGCCAGCUCCUCCUCCUAUGAUGCCUGCUGUAAUGUCUGUACCACAUAUGGUUCCCGCGCAAGUCACAACAACUACACAAAUAAGGGCUUUUCCAAAGCUUAAUCCAAAUAGAGAGCAAAUGAAACAAAUUCAAGGACCUCCAGUUACAGUAUUUGUAGGAAAUAUUACUGAAAGGGCACCAGAUAAUAUGAUUAGGCAGAUUUUGGCAACAUGUGGACAUGUCAUCAGUUGGAAAAGAGUGAAGACAUUUGGUUUUUGUGAACUAGCUGGACCAGAUGCAGGACUUCGAGCAGUUCGAAUAUUGCAUGACAUGAUGGUGGGUGACAAGCGGCUUGUUGCCAAGGUAGAUGCUAAAACUAAAACUGUACUAGAUGAAUACAGAGCAGAAAAACAUAAAAAGGAGAAAGGGUCAUCAUCUCCACUGCAGGAUGAACCUCAGGAGGAAGAAUUGGACGAAGAAACCCAAGCAUUAGAUGCUGUAGCACUUGAAAGAAUCAGGCAAAUUUUAGCAGAACACCAGGAAGAAAUGAAUAAUUUUGAAGUAAAAAAAGAAGAAGAAGCUAUUGAAAAACGAAUCAAAACACUUGUUGAAGCUGAAGUUGAAGAAGAAAAAAGAGAUUUAAUAACUAGGGAAAUAGGAAAAUUUCGAGAAAUCAUGAAGAAACAAGAAGAAGAGAAAGAAGUAAGCAGGCGCAAAGAGAAAGAACGCGAAAGGAAAGACCACCGAUCAACCUCCCAUUCGCCAAGUCCAAGGAAGAGAGAGAGGGAAAGGGAAAGGGAAAGGGAUAGGGAGAGGGAAAGGGAAAAAGAAAAAGAAGAACGAAAAAAGAGACGAACGCGUUCAAGGUCUCGAGAUGAAAGGAGCAGAGAGAGAGAUAGGGAACGUGACAGAGAACGGGAACGAGAGCGUGAGAGGGAUAGGGAAAGGGAACGAGAGAGGGAGCGUGAACGAGAACGUGAGCGGGAGCGAGAGAGGGAGAUACGGGAGAGAGAACGAGAACGGGAUAGGGAGAGGGAUAGGGAAAGAGACGAGAAGGAAAAAAGUAAAAGCGCGAGAGAGCUGUUAAAGGAAAAAGAAAUGGAAGAAGAGGCAAAAGAAAAGAAAAAGGCUGAGAGAAGAGCAAGGGAAAAAGAGGCAGCUUAUCAAGAACGAUUGAGAGUCUGGGAAACUCGGGAACGACGAAAAGCAAAAGAUUACGAAAAAGAACGUGAGAAGGAAAGGAUUAAGGAAGAAGAGAGAGAAAAGGAUGCCAAAAGACUCAAAGAAUUCUUGGAAGAUUAUGACGAUGAACGUGACGAUAUUAAAUAUUACAAGGGCAAAGAGUUACAAAAACGAUUAGCAGAAAGAGUAAAAGAGGCCGAAGGAGACAGUAGAGAUAGAGCCAAGGAAAAAGAAGAAAUAGAAGAAUUAAAAAACAAAAUAUUUUCAGGGGAACAUGAAGAUCCUAGUGCUGAAUUUGAAAGGAUUAAAAAAGAACGAGAGGAACAGUAUAAACCUAAAUUAUUAAUUGAUGUAAAUUUGGAUUCGUGGAAACAAAGGGAAAGAGAAAAGGAAAGAGAAUUGGAAAGGCAACGGGCUAGAGAACGGGAACGAGACAGAGAAGCCGAAAGGGAAAUGCAUAGGCAGAAAUUAAGAGAAGAAAGGGAAAGAUAUAUUGUUGAACAAGCAGCCCAAGAAUUAGCAGCCGUCCAAGCUGAACCUAUCGAUAGUGACAGCGAAGUGGAAGACCAUCGUAGUCCCGCACCUCCUCUCGAAAAUGAAAAUAGUUCUGACAGCCACCCAGAAUCAGCUAAAUGGACUCAAGUUCAAAUAGGAGAUGAAGACUCUCGGCAUUCUAUAACGUCAAAUCACGAAGAAAUAGCUCCUCCCCCAACAGGUACAGGUAUCAAAUUAACUUUAUCAAAACCUAGUGGUUUACAUAGUCCUCAACAGAGAAACGAUGGAAAGAGGAAAAAAUUGGACUUGCGAGAAGUCUUUAAUCCCGAUGACGAUGAUACGCCUGCGCAAGUCAAAAGACGAAAAUUAGUUCCUCUAGACUACAACGAAGAUAAGAAGACUAAAAAAGAAAAUGGUGAGAAGAAGUCCGAGGAAUCGAUAAAGUCACAAGAAGAAAAACGAAAGCAUAUAAAGUCUCUAAUCGAAAAGAUACCGACAGAAAAAAAUUCUCUCUUUGCUUAUCAUCUCGAUUGGUCGGUUAUUGAUAAUGCGUUAAUGGAGAAAAAAAUUAGGCCGUGGAUAAAUAAGAAAAUAAUAGAAUACAUAGGUGAACCUGAACCAACACUAGUAGACUUUAUCUGUUCGAAAGUGAUGGCCGGUUCUAAGCCGGAAGUGAUAUUAGAGGACGUUCAAAUGGUCUUAGAUGAAGAGGCCGAGGUGUUUGUAGUGAAAAUGUGGAGACUGCUGAUCUACGAAGUGGAAGCCAAAAAACUAGGGUUAGUAAAAUAGCAUCAUACAUAAUAAGUAAAGUCCGUAUUUCAUUGCAAUAUAACUUAUUCAUUAUUAAUUACUAUUGCAAGUAUUUUCCGUAUAAUUAUUUCAUAAUAGUCAAUUCUUUUUAUAUCGUUAAUAAUUAGAGUUGGCAGUACAGCCUGAAUAAAAGCCAUGCGUCUA